GGUCUAUAGGGGGCUAACAAUCUCGAUUGUACAGUGCAGCAAGUGUUGCUAGCGUGAAGCUAACGCUAGCAAACACAACAUAACCCCCCCACUAAAUUCGGGACUUGGUCACUGGGUUGUUCCGCUGGCUACUCAUCAGCUGGCUAAAACAGGGCAACCAUGCAGAAAUAUGAAAAACUCGAAAAAAUCGGCGAGGGCACAUACGGGACCGUAUUCAAGGCUAAAAACAGAGAAACCCACGAAAUAGUGGCCCUGAAACGAGUCCGUUUGGACGACGACGACGAGGGCGUGCCAAGCUCUGCCCUGAGAGAAAUCUGCCUGCUGAAGGAGCUCAAGCAUAAAAACAUAGUCAGGCUACACGACGUGUUGCACAGUGACAAAAAGCUAACGUUGGUCUUUGAAUAUUGUGACCAGGAUUUGAAGAAGUACUUUGACAGCUGCAAUGGAGAUUUAGACCCUGAAACAGUGAAGUCGUUCAUGUUCCAGCUGUUGAAAGGACUUGCUUUCUGUCACAGUCGCAAUGUUCUUCACAGAGAUCUAAAGCCACAGAAUCUCCUCAUCAACAGAAAUGGCGAGUUAAAGCUGGCUGACUUUGGGCUUGCUCGAGCGUUCGGCAUUCCCGUGAGGUGUUACUCAGCUGAGGUAGUGACGUUGUGGUACCGACCCCCAGACGUACUGUUUGGUGCUAAACUUUACUCUACCUCCAUCGACAUGUGGUCUGCUGGUUGCAUAUUUGCAGAGCUCGCUAAUGCCGGAAGGCCUUUAUUUCCUGGGAACGACGUGGACGACCAGUUGAAAAGAAUCUUCAGGUUGUUAGGAACGCCCACGGAAGAACAGUGGCAGACGAUGACCAAGCUACCAGAUUACAAGCCAUAUCCUUUGUAUCCAGCCACCACCUCACUGGUCAACGUGGUGCCCAAACUCAGUAGCACAGGUCGAGACCUACUCCAGAACCUUUUGAAGUGUAACCCGGUCCAGAGGAUCUCCGCAGAAGAAGCUUUGCAGCAUCCUUACUUCACCGACUUCUGCCCACCCUAAAUCCUUCUCCACCUCCCUGCUCAUCGUCAGCCGCCAAUCAAUCCAGUCCUCCCGUCACGCUAGCAGGUCAUUAGAGGCAGCUCCACGCAGGCCACUUCCCAUGGAAACCACUUGUGCAAAGCUGCUUUUUUCUACCACACAGUACCUACCGGACUUCACUCUUUCUCCUGGUAGAGAACGACAGCGCUGCAAACAACUUGGGUAGACUACAUAUAUAUAUAUUUUUUUUACAUCCAGUUUCUCUUCUAAAAGAAAUAAUGCUAAACCACAUAUGGCACGUCACUUAUCGUAAAACCUGCGUCAUCUAACUCAUCUUAACAGUGUCUCCGUGACAACUUAGGGCAGAGAACUCUGCUGCACCACAGCAGCGGCGAAAGGACAGGGAGAGGUGGCAAAGUCAACGCGGCCAUUGUCUAUUCUUCCUUAUUUUUACUGUUAUUUCCUCAAAGUGGCCAGGAGCUUUUAUUUACUUAACUGCAGAGAGCACCAGCCACCUAUUAUGAGUAUCGGAGGGCGCCUAUAUACAGCUACGGAAAAAAUUGAAGACACCACUGAUUCAAAUCCUCAUCCUCAGUUUCACUGAUUUUUCUCUUUAGUGGUAUAUGUUAAAGUAAAAUGAAUAUUAUUGUCUUAUUCAAUCUAUAUAUAUAUAUAUAUAUAUAUAUAUAUAUAUAUAUAUUUAAUUUGGGGAAAUACUUCACCUGAGUCCAAAAAGCAGUAUCACAAAAUGAGUCAAGUGGGUACCUUGUUGUGUAAAAAUGCAGCUUUACACAUUGCACACCGGUUGCAUUUGUCUUAGCAGUUCCAAGUAUAUUCUGUACAGGACCCAAUUUAAAAAAAAAAAAAAAAAAAAAAAAACUAACCCUACGUUUGGUAUUGUACACACAUGGAGCAACACGGCACCGCUCCUUAUUCUUUUCGUUGUGCUCUAAAUAUCUGCUUUAUAAAAGUUUCAUGAGUGCUGAGUUGUGCCCUUCGGUGUGUGCUGACGAAAUGGAGUGAAGAAAGAUCUGUUUAUGUAAUGUAACGUGGUCCCUCUGGAGGCAUGUUGGCAACAAUCCUCCAUUAUUGACAUGAGCCGGCUAACACUGCAGAUUUAAUGCGAUAUACAUUCGGAGUUGUUCCCAACGUGUGGGCCACUAAUGACUGAUCAAUGCUUUUAGAAGUAAUAAAUACUGUUGGACUGCUAGCGUCACUUUUUCUGGGCAGCUACUGCAGUCACGUGCCACUCCCAACUUAAUCAAAAACAUUUAGAAUUUGACACAAAAAAAAACACUACAAGCAAGUAUGAAAGCUAUAUUUUAUUGCUCUUGAGCAAUAAAAGCAAAAAAAAAACGUGCUCCUGUCUGGCCACCAGUUUCACGAUUGUAUGACAAUAAUAAUAGCAUGAAAAGCUAAUUUAUGAUUUUGUAUAUGUCCCACCUUUUAUAUUUGUCUUUGCACACUUGUUUUUUUUGGGGUUUUUAAACAAAGCAACAUUGUUCAACAUUUUUGUUGAUAGAGUUUUGAACACUGAGAUUAUUGCAGCUGGUUUUCAAUAAAUGGGCCAACACAAUUCUAAUAGUGUCACAGUGGACCAUAAAUAUUGAUACAUUGUUUUGAUAUAUACAUACACAUACACACACAUCUUUUAGUGGUAAUGGCGGGUGGGUAAGUCCUCUGGGGGCUUUACCAAAUUGAUUAAACGUAAUGUGACAUUUGAACAAAUGUUUAUUAUUACUGAAACUAUAAGUCUUAGUGGGUUCUGUUUUUAUUUGGGCUUUUUAUAACAGUUCCACCACUGAGGUUUUAUUUGAUUUAAAAUUGCAUGUCGGGCCGGAUCAAAUGCUCCAGCGGGCCCCCACAAGGCCCAUGAGCCGUACUUUACCCACCUCUGCUCUCUGACACGCUUUAAACAGAAAUUGGACAAGUGUCAUGUGAUUUCUUGCACCGGUAGCCUUUUUGUUUCUUUUCUAAACACGCUUCUUCAACCACACUCUGAUUAUAUCGUUCGUUGUGAUCGUUACGGCGAAAGCCUUCAAAGCUAAGUUGUAUUCAGAGCAGCUAUGGGUUCUUUUUGUUAGCUAGUGAUGCAGAAAUAUGGUUGCAUGUAUUUAUUAAUGCUGGAAUGUGAAGCUUGGUUUCUAACGUUGGAUUGAUUUCAUACUACUGUGCUCUGUAGCAUUCAGCCGCAGGCUCUGUGUACAAUUGAACGUGUGGAAGUGGAUUAAGUUAUGAAAAGUCUGCAAUUGUUUUCUGUGAAGUUUCAGCUGUACAAUUCUUUGAUAGCUUUUGGUUUUUCCAUUUCAAAAUGAAGAGUGGAUUUUCUGCACUUUUUUUUUUUCUAAUUUACUUUUCUUGGUAGAAGCCAAUAAGAUUUGAGUGUUCAGUAAAGUGGACGUUAAUACGC
Messenger RNA from Phyllopteryx taeniolatus (common seadragon), 3427 nucleotides. It is a transcript of the gene cdk5, whose product is annotated as cyclin dependent kinase 5. Gene Ontology annotation, biological process: axonogenesis; neuron apoptotic process; synaptic vesicle transport. Lineage: Eukaryota; Metazoa; Chordata; Actinopteri; Syngnathiformes; Syngnathidae. The record is from RefSeq and is a predicted model, not a curated record. Gene Ontology annotation, molecular function: cyclin-dependent protein serine/threonine kinase activity; ATP binding. The transcript is spliced from 12 exons. The coding region runs from base 160 to 1038 and encodes 292 amino acids. Gene Ontology annotation, cellular component: cytoplasm; nucleus.